ACGCAGGCACUGCCGUAGACACCUUUGUUGGGGUCCUGGCUUUUGCCAGCGAUUCCGUGUCCACGUCUCCGGUAGGGGCGGAAGAACCGUGACGUGACAGUAUUGUGACAGACAGUGUUUUAGCCACUGGUAAAGUCCCUGGGCCUCCUAUGCUGUUCUAAGGGCAUGCAUGUGCAGUUGUGACAACACUCUUUAACUAUGUCCUGGUUUACUGAUCUGGCUGGGAAGGCUGAAGAUCUCUUGAAUUUUGUGGAUCAAGGAGCAGCAACAGCCUUAAGCAAAACCAAAGAUGAUGCUGACCUUGUCUCCGAAAGUAAUAUUGACUAUUCAGGUGGUUUCCAAGAGAGGCAAAAAAGUACAGAAAAUUAUCAGACUCAUGCAAAGCCUGACUUUAUCACAUCAGCGGCUGACAAUAUCAAACAUAAAAAGGUUACUAUGUUAGCUGGCACUGCCAAUGUGAGAGCUGUGUCCAGGACAUCAUCAGACGCUUCCCAUAGUACCCCAGCAAAUGCCCCAUCGCACAGAUCUACAGCUCAGUUUGUAAGAAGAAAGAAAUCUGAGCCAGAUGAUGAACAGCUGUUUGAUUUUCUCAAUAGUCCAAGCAAGGUACAUAAUGGUGGGCAAGAAACUAAAAAACAAACAAUUGAGGAAACAACAUCUCUAAGUCAAUCUGGAGGAGAUGGUUCCUUAACUCUUAAAGCACCUGAAGACAUUUCCUCUAAAUUACCAGGUACUCUUGAUGAUGCACAGUCUGAAAUUAAAGUGCAAGUGGAUGUGGUCGAAAAGGACAAAUUAUCAGAAACGGAGUCCAGCUCAAGUCAUACAACUAACGGAGACCAAAAGUCACAUGAGCUUUCCAAUCUUCGUUUGGAGAACCAGCUUUUGAGAAGUGAAGUGCAGUCGUUGAAUCAGGAAAUGGCGUCUUUAAUUCAAAGGUCCAAGAAAAAACAAGAAGCUUUGAAUGAGGCACAAGCGAGAAUAGAGAAAUGGAACAGCAGCAAUUCAAAAAGUGAUCGCACGGUGAGAGAGCUUCAAGCACAAGUUGACGAUCUGUCCGAGGCUGUGUCUGCAAAGGAUUCCCAGCUGGCUGUGCUGAAAGUGCGGCUGCAAGAAGCUGACCAGUUGCUCAGAAGUCGUACGGACGCUCUGGAAUCUCUGCAGAGUGAGAAGUCUAGAAUCCUGCAGGACCACAGUGAAGGGAGCAGCCUUCACAGCCAGGCUCUGCAGACUGCCCAGGAGAGGUUUCGAGAAGCAGAGUCAGCACUUCAAAGGGAACAAGACGGCUACAAACAAAUGCAGAAUGAGUUUGCAACGCGUCUGAGUAAAAUUGAGGGGGAACGUCAGAAUCUGGCUGAAGCUGUGGUUGUCGCAGAGAGAAAGCACAUCGAAGAGAAAAGAAAGAGCGAUGACCUCCAGAUGCAGCUUAAAUCUGCAAAGGCAUCGGUGGAAUCACUGAAGCAGGAAAUGGCAGACUACAAGCAAAAAGCAACUCGCAUACUACAGUCAAAGGAGAAGUUGAUUAAUAGCCUCAAAGAAGGAUCCAGCAUUGAAGGUUUUGACAGUCACGCGGCCAGUGCAGUGGAGCUGGAGGAGUUGAGACACGAGAGAGAUAUACACAGGGAGGAGGUGCAGAAGCUGAUGGGACAAGUCCAGCAACUAAAAGCAGAGUUACAAGAUGUAGAAACGCAACAAAUGAGUGAAGCAGAAUCAACAAGAGAGCAAGUUCAGGACUUGCAGGAGCAAAUAUCGGAGCAGAAGAGGACUAAGCAGGAGCUGGAGGCUGAACUGGAACGUCAGAAGCAGGAAUUUCAGUACACACAAGAGGAGCUAUACAAAACGAAGAAUACUCUACAGGGAAGGAUCAAAGACCGUGAAGAUGAGAUUCAAAAACUCAGGAAUCAGCUCACCAACAAAACCCUGAGCAGCAGCAGUGAAACUGAGCUAGAAAACCGUCUGCACCAGCUGACCGAGACUCUAAUACAGAAGCAAACUAUGUUAGAAAACCUGAGCACAGAGAAGAACUCGCUGGUGUAUCAGCUGGAGCGGCUCGAGCAUCAGCUAAAGAAUGUGCAAGGGAGCGGCAUGAACGGCUCUUCUAUCAACAUGUCUGCAGUGGACAGCGGGGAAGGAGCACGCACCAGAAAUGUCCCAGUUCUUUUUAGUGAUUCGGAUACAAACGUUGCAGGAAUGUACGGUAGAGUAAGAAAAGCUGCUACUACUAUAGACCAGUUCAGCAUCCGUCUCGGCAUCUUUCUACGAAGAUAUCCUAUUGCACGUGUAUUUAUUAUUAUAUAUAUGGCACUCCUGCACCUCUGGGUUAUGAUUGUUCUUCUCACCUACACCCCAGAAAUGCACCAUGACCAUCCGUCGGGCAAAUAGAAACUAAAGCCAAAGAAAUGCAUCAUCACUAAAACAAGUGACAUAUUUACUCUUCUGCAUAUGGACAGAAAACAAAUGAAAAACCUUUACGUCUACUAGGCUCUAUCUUACUUUCUAAUAGCAAAUUACUUUAUUAGUGAGCAAUGCUUGAUCACAGACUGUCAGAUUAGAGAUGGAAGUGUAGCAAUGCUGCAGGUCAGUUGCCUUUAAGAACAGCAGAAUUUGGUGAUGGUACCUAUAUAAAUUCUACUGCACCUAUGGUGCAUAUAAGUACAAUGGAUGCAAAGAUAACAUUUUCGGAAAUUGCAAGCUUUGAUAUUUAUUUUCUUGAAAAUGGUCUGAUUUAUUCACUGACUGUAUGUAAAUGUAUUUUAUUACAUGGCUUUAUAUAGCACUACGUUUAAGCCCUUGUUAACAAGGCGUUAUCCAUACUGUAUUUUAUCUGUAAUCAGGGACAUUAAAUGUAUAUAACGUAUGAUUAAACAUGCCCUGUAACUGUCAUUCGGCAUUAUUUUGCACUUGUAAGAUUUUAAUUGUAAAUAUUUUUCUUUAACCUACUAAGAUACCUGCUGCGCUGUCCAACGAAUAGUGCAAUCUUUUAGUAAAUACCUUUCAAAUGAAUAAAAAUCAUUUAUGGUU
Messenger RNA from Bombina bombina (fire-bellied toad), 3018 nucleotides. It is a transcript of the gene GOLGA5, whose product is annotated as golgin A5. Gene Ontology annotation, biological process: Golgi organization; retrograde transport, vesicle recycling within Golgi. Lineage: Eukaryota; Metazoa; Chordata; Amphibia; Anura; Bombinatoridae. The coding region runs from base 199 to 2379 and encodes 726 amino acids. Gene Ontology annotation, cellular component: Golgi cisterna; Golgi membrane. The transcript is spliced from 13 exons. The record is from RefSeq and is a predicted model, not a curated record.